CUCAGAUCUGGCACCGGAGAAGUCAGUGGAGUCAGUCCUGCUUUCUGCUUCCUUCAACAUGCAUCCAAGCAGACCCACAGUCCGGCAGUGACAAGUGCUUCCGAGGGUGGAGAGAGUUUCUCCGUUUUAGCGAGUGGGCUGUGCGUAAAGAGCGAAAACAAGGACAAAGUGCGCGUAAUUCUCUUCUCUCCGCUGGGAGCUAGAAACGGGCGGAGUUAAGCCUUUCUGGAGGAGUCUUUUUUAUUAUUAUUAUCAUUAAAAGGGAAAUAUUCAGACUUUUCCCCGACAUGGAGUACACGUCCUCCCCGAAACCGCAGCUCUCAUCCCGGGCGAAUGCUUUCUCCAUAGCCGCCCUGAUGUCCAGCGGGAAGCCCAGCAAAGAAAAGGAGACGGAGGAGAACACCAUCAAGCCUCUCGGUAAGGAUGGAAAACAGAAAAAGAAAACUGUAAACGAGCUGCUGUCAGGUGUGUGAGAUUACGGUUGUCAAAGAUUAUUUCACGCAAAAAUCCAGAGAGGUAAUGAAGGACGAGGAGGAGGUGUAACCUUACUGAGAGGAGGCAGACAGGGCCGCUGCAAACAGAGUACAUGUACCUUUAACAAGUGAAAUAUCCUUUAUGGUAUUUUGGUAAAAGCUGAGAGACAACAAGAAUGUAUUGUUCUAAUUGUAGGGGUGCUUUAAGAAGAGAAAAAGGCAAAAACAAGGUGGAGACUUUAGAUCAAAGUGAAUGAGCAGGCCUGAGCUGUAUCGUGCGUAAUUCUUCUGUUUGUAUAAUCCCUGUUUUAACUCUAAUAAAGAAAUCUCCUUAAAAUGACAACACUAGAGAAACGAGUGUGGUUAAACUGAUGUCUUUUAAAAUAUAAAAAUAAAAUAAAAAAAGUUAUAUCGUAGGUCGUCUAGUAGUUUGGAAAUUAAUCCAAAAUUAAUCAAAAUGACAAAUGAAUGGAAAGGAAGGUUUUACCUGCUCGAUUUUAGUUUCUAUAUUUUGCAAAGUCAAUAUUUAAAUCAUCAGAUCUACAAGGAUUCCGGUAAACAGACAAUUUUGUUUUGGACUGAUAAAAUGUUGGGUAGGCUAUUGGAGCUUUUGUGGUCUGUAACAUCAAAAAUAAAGGAAAUAUCAGUAUUAAUGGUAGUUAAUUUAAUGAAAAUAUCAGGUGGGGCUCAUGGGGAAUAGGAGUCAUGUUAAGAUGCAGUUUUGUCCAGUUUAAAUAAAACACAACAUGGUUUGUGAGGCAAAAGUAGCAAUAAAAUUAAAUUAAAUUAAACACUAGCAAGAGAAUGGCUGUGCUAAUAAACAUAAGAAUCAUUUUUUUUUCUAAUAUGGCUGUUUUUCCCCUUUUAGGAUAAUAAAAUAAACUCCAACCCUUAUCACCACUAACCUUUUAAUGGUUAUAAUAAUGAUUAUGAUCACCUGUGUCCGUGAAACCCAACAGAGCAGUUCGUGGAGAAGUCCUCCUGUAACCAGCAGUCCCUGGCUGACCUGUCCUCUCUGGACAGUCACGGAGACUUCACCGGGAGCGCGCCCCCGGUCUGCACGGAGCCGCUCAUCCCCACCAAUCCCGGCAUCCCCAGCGAGGAGAUGGCCAAGAUCUCGUGCAGCUUGGAGACCAAAGAGUUGUGGGACAAAUUUCACGAGCUCGGCACCGAGAUGAUCAUCACCAAAUCAGGAAGGUAAACCGGGCAGUUACUUAAUUAUUAAAGCCUAAUUAUAAUUAUCAUUAUUUAUAUAUCAGUGCUGUAUAAUGCCCACUAAGUAUCAGCAUUACACGGCCCUCCAUUCAGAAUUAAGGACAUAGGGUUAUCCCGAUAAAAAAAUCGUUAUUAUAAGAAAUGUUGGAUGUUUUCUCCGAUCAUAUUUGUAUCAUAUAUAACUAGAAAAACAGAUGAAAUAGUUUCCCUGUUUGUCAAAGCAGGUGCACGAUGUAAAGGCUGGACUGACAAUGUGGUCACGCAGUUUUAAUAACCUGGAAUGAGCUCGUGAUGUAGCCUUGGAGAAAAAAAAAAAACACAUUGUACCGUAAUGGUCUGAAUGGUUGAACACAUCAAAAUAGAAAAUAGAUGAUUUUUUUAAUGUUAUUUGGAGAGACAUGACAUUUCGUUGGAUAAGAAGCAUAAAUAAAAUAUCGUUUAUCCGAUUAUGAAUAGUCAAAUAAAACAGAUGAACAAAAAAGAAAAUGUUUGCCUACUAAUCCGAGUUUCCUAAAAGGGACAGGAGAUAGGAGGGGUUCACUUGACAUCAAUAAGCCUGUUCUCAAUAGCAAUGCCAGUCCUGGACUUCAGUGAAAGGGAGGUUUGCAUGCAUAUACUGUAGCUAAAUAUGUUUGAUUAAGGUGUAAUAAAAUAAAAUGAAAUACAAGCAAACUUAGACUGCUAAUGGCUUAAUGGUAAUUGAUUCCGAUAUUAUGAAGCAAAACACACGAUCUUUAUCGAGGUUAAUCGUCCACUGUUUGAUAUUUUAUUUAAUGAGAGCAGGUUUGUAUUUGCUCUAAUGCUGCAGAUGAUAUAAUCUCACCUGUUACCUCUCCAUCAGGAGGAUGUUCCCCACCAUCCGGGUCUCUUUCUCUGGGGUGGACCAGGACUCCAAGUACAUUGUGUUGAUGGACAUCGUCCCAGUUGACAAUAAGCGGUAUCGGUACGCUUACCACCGAUCCUCAUGGCUGGUGGCAGGGAAAGCAGACCCUCCUCUGCCCGCCAGGUAUGCCAUCCUGAACACAGACUUAUGAAAUCCUCUGCAUUACAAUAAAACAUGCUUCAGGUUUGAACUCCGAGGCAGGGUGCUUAUGGUCUCUAAUGGUUUCUUGACUGUUUUAAUGAUGAAAAAUAAUAUAAUAUGAUAAGAUUAGAGACUUGUAUUUGAUGGUGUAUUUAAAUUGUAUUAAAAAUCAAAGUUUGGUUAAAAGCAAAAUAAAACAGUGAGAUAAUAAUCUCACUCUGCCUCAGUUCAUAGGGUUGAUUUGAUUUGAUUUGAUUUGCACAAGGCCUACCUGACAGACAGGCUAUGGCUUGCUUCUGUCAGACUAGGCCACUGUGCCCCAGGUGUUUUAUACUGAAUUAAUUUGGGGUGCUGACAAAUGAACGAGUCCUACUUUGACAUGAAGAAAACUCUUGCUGUUAAAACAGAGGAUUUCCCCCUCUUUUUUCUAAGCUUAUAUUGAAACCAACAACUUGGUGAAUAGAAACCAGAGGCCAAAUAGUCAUUGAAACGGCGAAGAUGCCAAUUUGGGGUAUAACCAGAUGGAGCAAACAAUGACAAUCUGCUAAAUUUGAUUAGCCUGUUCACUUAAUUCAGGGGUUUAAAGUUCAAACAUAACAAAUUGGGAAAUUAUUCAGAUUACGUUUUUUUUAGUAUCUCGAUUUAACUAGUCUGUACGAGUCAGUUCUCUCAGAUGUCUCUAAUUUUAGUUAAAAAAUAAAAGAGUAAAUAAAUAGGAAGUUCACCUCACCAUCUCUCCACAAAACGAGAUUCCUGUGUCAGGACAUUAUUUUUCAAUGAAAGAUAAAAAGUGUGUAUGCCUUUAAUGUGACUCUUGUAGGCGAAAUAGACUAUACUUUCCUCUCUUCCGCUGCUGCUUAACUAAAACUUCAUAAAUGCCAAAAUUAAAGGAAAAUAUUAGCUGCUUGAAACGACGUGGAGAGAAGUAGAUUUUUUUUUCUGUGUUGCUACGCAAUUGAAAAACUAUGUUCGAAAAAAAAUGAUUAAAAAAUAUUUAGAUUUUUUAUUUGGUAUUUUGUUAAAUUAUAUAGAAACGCAGAUGCAUUAAAAUUGAAAAAUAAUAUACUAAUAAUAAAUUCAAAAUUGUUCGUUAAAAAAAUAUUGAACGUUACGAGUCAGACCUUGGUUGCUAAGCGACUUGUCAUUUUUCCGUUACUGCUGGAAUCACCCAUACAUUGAUUGGAUAUCUAACGUUCGAUUCGAAUGUUUCUCAGCCAAUCACAAUCCGCCGUUUUUCCUGUUUUUCCCUCGCAGGUUGUACGUCCACCCGGACUCACCGUUUACCGGAGAGCAGCUGAUGAAACAGAUGGUUUCCUUCGAGAAAGUCAAACUGACGAACAACGAGCUGGAUCAACACGGACAUGUGAGCUCCUGUGACUUACUUCUGUGUGUGUGAAGGAAAAACGUCGAGUUUUAACCCACGGAAACAGACACCGACCACCCGUGUCAUGAACGCGUGGUUAGUGAUCCGGUUGAAUCCGGUACAAGAGCUCCGCCUCAAUUUUACCGUCAGGAAGUCUCUAAAAUGACCGUUUUUGAACAAUUACUAUCUGUCUGAACAUGUCAGUGAAAAUUAAAACCGUAGAAGUCGAGCUGUUGGAUCUCCCUGUUUGAUUUGAAGGCAGUUUGACAUUCUGAUUAAGGACAAAUCACUUUUAAUCCACCUUUCACUAAAGGGCUUCAUACAAAUUACAAAUAAAGAAAACAUGAUUUCCUAACCGAUACACUCAUUUUAACUUUAUCCGUUAAUAAGCUAACCGUAAAACAGCCUGGGAAACCUGAUAAUUAGGCUAUUGUCAGUAUGGGUGUGUUUUUACAGUGUCUAAAAAUAACUUAAAGACACUGUAAACACAAAGUAAAAUAAAUAUUAGCACUAAUCUGUGUUUUAAUGUUUUAUUAAACCUUUUGUCAAUUUAACAUUUGUUUAAUUUUGGUAGUAAAUCCUACUUUGGAAAGAGCAGAUUUCAUAGAAAAACUUAGAAAUGUGUGGAAAAUAAAAGUUAAUUAAAUAGAAUAACAUUCACACUGCCUUAAAGUUGUUUUUACACUAAGUGUGGGUCAUAAAAUUCAUGUUAUCAUUUGAUGUAUUUUUUUAAAAGCAAAAAAGCCACCUAAACAGUAAACUAUCAAGUUACUCUAAUAAGGACCAAAUGCAAAGUUACUGCUCUUUUUGUGUUUUGCAGCUUAAAAUAUGAUGAUUGACAUCUAGAAUAAUUUCCAAAACAGCUGCUGUAAUUUAAUAAAUCAUCCUAAUAACGACAUUUAAAAGUAAAGCCUAAAGGAAUGUUUAGAAAAAGAUGAGAACCCAACGAUAGUAGGUAUUUUUCUGAGUGUUGUUUGCUGAAAAAGGCAGCUAACCUGGAAUAUAUAACAAUAAUCUGAAUUAACCUUUAUCUUUCAGCUCAGAUUAUUCUUCAUACUCAUUCAAUCUGCUGUUUUAAUGUGGAAUAUAAGAAAUAUAUAAUAUAAUGCAUAAUAAAACUCUGAAUGCUUCACCUUAGAGACAUCCACAGUAACAAAUAACAAAACAGAAAUUAAUGAAUAUAUCUAUAUUGUUGGAUUGAAAUGUGGUUUUUGCAUAGUAGCAGUAGGGGAGUGUGUAUUGAUACCCAGCGUUGUGAGUCAGUGUGUUUGAGAGGGAUAAAUAUAAAGUGUUUCUGGGCUGCAGCCAGACACAAGUGAUUAUGGACAAAACUCUCACCUGCAGCUGUGACAGUGUUAACUACUUUAUCUGUUCACACAUGUCUCUCUCUAUCUCUCUGCUCACCCGGUUCCUCUCCACAUCCUUAUUAUUCGGCCCCGUUUGUUUAAUCCCUGUUUUUACUGCCUGACAUUCAGUGGCACCAUCAGGCCUCAGUCAGUCUGUAGUGUUGGAUUUUUGUUUGGAUAGUUCAGUAUGCAAAGCAAAAUUUGCAAACCUGCGCAGAGUUCACAGCAAAGCAGAAAAAUGAAGUAUAAUAACCUGCUCGGCAAAAAGAAAAAUCUGAGAAUUUAUACUUGUGAUACAUUUAGGACUCUGUGCAAAUAUUUGCUUGUAAUCAAAGAUCUAAAUUCUAAAUAAUUUUACUGAUCUGACUGUUGUCCCUGUUCAUUCACCCGUCUGCAGAUCAUCCUCAACUCCAUGCACAAGUACCAGCCGAGGGUCCACAUCAUCAAGAAGAAGGACCACACCGCCUCGCUGCUCAACCUCAAGUCUGAGGAGUUUCGCACCUUCGUCUUCGUCGAGACCGUCUUCACCGCCGUCACGGCCUAUCAGAACCAGCUGGUGAGUGAUCAACCAGUAAAAAACGAUCACGUCCCACUUCUCAAUAAAACUCAGUAACAAAAACUGAAGCAAAACGUUUUGACAAUGUAGCUGCACAAUAAAUCCCAGUUUUAGUUGUAUGCAAUUUGUGCAGUUGGAAUAGACAUCAUAAAGAUCUUCAUGUAAAAAAUUAUGCCAUGUGUAAAACCAGUGUUUUAACCUGUUAGAUGGAGGCCUGGGUAUUAUGACCAUGCUAUCACACUUUUAAAAUGCAGUGAAAGGAGACCUCAGCCAGGUGUCUGCAAAUCUGGGGAUGAAAAAACAGGUUAUUGGAUGCAUCUUUCAGGAUAAGCAUGUUGCACAUUCAGGUUUCUAGUAAAAUAUAAUAACCAGCAGUGAGACAAAAGAAACGGGUUAGUUAAUACCUGCUCAUUAAUAUUAAGAUCACAAUAUUAAAUAUUUUAAUCAUUAACAGGUAAAACACAGACGACACCACUAUAGAAGUAGUGUAGUUUGAAACCAGGGUCUUACAGCUUUUAUGUCAAAUCAGAAAUCAAGUUAAUAUAUUUUAUCAGAAAAAAAAUUUCACCCUGUCAAAUCUGCAACAUCGUGCUUUAUUUGCUCCUGAGGAUGCGCCUCGGUAUUAAAACCAAUAAAAGCCACUUAUCCUUUAAACAAAUACAGUAUGAUAUGUAUGCAGAAUUAAACCAGCUGGUUGGUGUAAAUUUGCCUUUCACACAAUUGAACAAAUGCAUACACAGCUGUAAGAUUGAAAAGUUGCAUGCACUUCAAACAGGAUUUGAUCAGUUCUCACACAUUUGUUUUGUUCUUCUGGAUGGUCACAGCUUCUGAAAGUAGAUCAGAUUAAGUUUUUGUUCAUCAAUAAUUUGCAGCAAACUCCCGAUUAUCUGCAUUAGUGAACUGGGGCUAAAAAAAGACAGGAAAAAAAAACUCGUCCUGUGUAUCUAUUUUAAUAGAUAAAGAGCAUUAAUGUCUGAGCUCUGCUGGAUUUAGUCUGUUUGUACUGCUCUGAAUAGUUGUGAGCAGCAGGAAGGUUCAUGUUAUGGCAGGAGGAGAGAGAAGAAAAGACGUGAAUGGAUGAUGAGACGACUUGAGAAUAAAGGAGUGUGAAAAGACUGCAGUGGGGUAAACAAAAGUGGAGACAUUAAUGCUUCUCUCUCUCUCUCUCUGUCUCUCUCUCUUGCUCUCUCUCUCGCUCUCUCUCUCGCUCUCAGAUCACCAAACUGAAGAUUGACAGUAACCCCUUUGCCAAAGGUUUCCGGGACUCGUCGCGGCUCACAGAUAUGGAGAGGUACAGGGGAUUCUGGGUCCUGCACUGUUUGUUUACCAUUGAUAAGAUACUCAAGGAAGUGUGUGUGUGUGUGUUUCUCUGUGUGUGUGUUUAUGUGUGUGUGUAUUUUGGAUAUCCUGCUGCUCAUUAGUAGACACACAGAAGCUGCAGCGUUUGUGUUUGUUUCCUAGUAUUUAUAUCUUUUUCUUUCAUCCUCUUCAACGUCUCGUUUUAUUUUUAUUUGACUUUUUUCUCCUCAGUCUGUCUUUUUUUCUUUUCAUUCUUCUAUUUUCCUCUGAUCUUUUUUCUUUCUCCAUUUUUCUAUCUUUCCUUCUCUGUGACCUCAUCCUUAUGUUUUUUUUUCUCUUGUUUGUGCUGCAUUUUUGUUGUUUUUUUGUCAGCUUUAUACUUUAUUUUAAUUUAUUUUACUUUUUUCUCUCUCACUCCUUGUCUUCGUUGUUACCUCUCAUUUCUCAUCUUUACUUCUUUCUUCUGCUUGUUUUUUGUCUCCUCACCAUCUUUUUUUUCUUUUUAAUCUUUAUUUCCUUUUUAUUUUAUAUUUUCCCUUUCUCAUCCGCCCUUUUUUGUUUUAUCCUUUUACCAUCUUUCCUCCUUUUCCUUUAUUUUAUUUUCUUUUCUUCUGUCCCUGUUCUUUUUUUAUUUUAUCUUUUAUUCAAUCCAUCAUUUUUGUUUUAAAUUCACUUGUUUCCUUUUUUCCCUUUCUACCUUGCUUUUCUUCAUUUGUACUUUCAUCCUCAUCCUUCCUGCUCUUGUCUCCUUUUUCCUUUUCAUUACUAAUGUUUUCUCUCUUUUGUGUUGUUUUUUUCCUCGUCUAGUCCCUCGUCUCUUCCUCCUUCUUUACUUUUAAUAUCUCCUCUCAAUUAAACCUCUGUCUGUUUAUUUCCUAAAUUUUAAUCACUGCAUUCUCUUCUUUUACAUUUUUCAUUCUUCCUUUCCUUUCUCUGCCUCUCCUGCUGCAUUAUUUGUCAAUAUAUAAUAUUUUUGUUUUGUGUAACUUUCUAUUUUGUGCCUGACACAGACUCAUCACACACACAAACAAACACACACUCUCACAGCUACACAUUCCCAUUCGAAGGAUUUUUUUAUGGCUGCUGCCGAAACACACACUUCUCGUAAUUCCUGAUUCCGGCACUACGAUCAAAAUCAGCUGACAGAGUCAAACCGUCUGUCCAGUUUCCUUCAAUCAGACGUCCCAAAGCAGAGACAGCCAAGGCCCCCCCCUCCCUCCUCGUCCUCUUCUUCUUCUUCUUCUUCUUGUUCUCUUUCUGUCUUUUCUUUUUGAGGGCUGUGAAUUAGACCUGAUCAAUUGAUCUUCGGGGAGCUGCAGAAAUCACAUUAGUCUGGAGUCGGCCACUGCACUAAAACACACUGUAAUUCAAUUGGCUGCGCUGACUGAUUGAAACCAGCAUGUCCCGCCCCCCUUGUCUCCCCCUCCGUCCCUGCUGUGCAUUGUGGGAGCUCGCUGCGGCCUCUGCGCCGGAGGGGCCCGACGCUGAUAAAAACACACACAUUUGUACUCCUCUGCUGACAGAUAUUGCACUUCCCUAACCUAAUUGGAGGGGCAGCAGAGGAGGGGGCUGCUAAUGUGGACGCAUGGCUCUCAUGAUGCAGACCACUCGCCUGACUGGCCAUACACACACACACACACACAGACAUAUAUAUGCAUGCACACACACACACAUGCACACAACUUCCCCCAACAAUUUGUGUCACUGUGUCUGAGAAGUGCUUUCUGACAAGACUCAAAUGAGCUAAUGCACUUUGUGGGACAGUAAACACACACACACAUACACACACACACACACACAGUAAAUAAGGGUGGGCACACAUUUAAAGACGAGGACAAAAACGCCACAAGGAUUGAAAGAAAUCUGUAAAAAGAGAUUUUUUGUUGUUGUGGAGAAGCAGAAGUGAUCAUAGAAAUCAUGAUUAGAUAUUCAAACCAAACAAUCAGAGAAGUUUGAUCAGAUCAGUCAUGCAACCUUAAAGGGAUAUUCCGGCCCUUUAAUUUUAAGCAACAUUCAUCUCUCGAGGGUGUCUAACUCGGUGUUAUGUUGUGUUGGACCCUAAAUUAAUUUUACGCCGGAAUAUCCCUUUAAAUUCAGCGUGCUCUGUGUUUUAUUCUUUGUUUGCAUCUCUCAAAUGAAAAAAAGAGAUUUAUUUUGGGGCUCUCUCUUCGGCUUCUGCUGCAGGGAAAGUGUUGAGAAUCUGAUCCACAAGCACUCAUAUGCACGAUCGCCGAUCCGGACCUACGCCGGUGACGAGGAGAACCUGAGCGAGGACGGGCACUCGGCGCAUACCAGAGGUGAGCUGCUGUGACACCUGACGGAUCCUCAAACCCUUAACAAAUCAAGAACUUUUACUCUUUAAUCCAAGUGUGUGUCACUGAUUAACUUCAGUCUUGUGUUUCUCUGCAGGGUCAGCGUUCACCGCCUCAGACAACCUCUCCCUGAGCUCCUGGGUCACCACCACCUCCGGCUUCUCGGGCUUCCAGCACCCUCAGACCCUGUCCGCCAUGGGCACCGGCACAGCCUCCCUCCCCCACCCCAUCCAGGGCUCCCUGCCCCCUUACAGCCGGCUGGGUAUGCCGCUGACGCCCACCGCUCUGGCUGGAACCAUGCAGGGCAGCGGGCCGUCCUUCCCGUCCUUCCACAUGCCUCGCUACCACCACUACUUCCAACAGGGGCCCUACGCCGCCAUCCAGGGACUCCGCCACUCCUCCACGGUCAUGACUCCAUUCGUAUGACUGCGUCCGCUGAUGCUCGUCCACGAACCAGUUACUCCUCCACUGCAGCUCGUCACUCCUCAUCCUGUUUGAGUCUUUCCCCUCUGGACUUUGUAAAUAACUCAUCUGCAGACCGCCACUUGAAGACGAUGAGCCUCUGCGGGACCUACGAACCCUUUGGAGACUUUGUACAAAAGAUCGACAACCUCAUUUACAAACUAACGCAAGACGACAAAAGGAGCAUGUUUGGUUUUGGCCUUUGAAGAACAGGAAGCGGAUCCUCAAAUCCUCAACCUAGACUCAUCCAGAAGAGCCUGUCUGACUGAUCGGUCUCCACUGAGGCUCAGAAGAGACGGCAGGCUGUCGCGUGAAUCCUAAAAUAAUGACUUUUUGAACGGACUCGUUUGAUGUGACACUUUGUUGGAUUUCAGCAUAUCAGCGUGGCGAAGCAGCCAUCUCAGCUUCCUCUGUUUUUUUUCAGAGAGGCAGCCAUAUUCUGUACAGAGAGCCAGCUUCACAGUCUAAUGUUCACAGCAAACGAGAAAAAGACGUGUACAGAGAUGUAAAAUCCACAUUUACUCCUAGGACAAUUCUCACUGUAGAGUUAAAAAAAACAAAGUUAUAGGACGCAUGCUGAGCGCAGUAGACAAACUCACUUUAUAUGGAAUAAGACAGGCGUGAAUGAGCGGAUCUGUGACAGCAGAGGGAGUUUUUAAUACACCUGUAAGGCUCGGCCACACCAGAAAUGUCCUCAAAAUUCAAAAUAUAGUCCAAAAAAGUGGGAUCUCUUAAUAUAUAAAACAAAAGAUGAAGUUUGGAGACGAUCUGAGGUUGUAGAGGAAAGUAUGGGGGCUGACCAGGGGGGUAAAACCAUGCAACAAGCUUUACAUACCCUGGCUUUUCUUAGCAAGCUGGCUCUACAGAGUCUAAAGGUCCAGACAGAGAUAUCAAGAGGCUGGUUUUCAACUCUUAACUCUCUCACAUGAAGUUAAAAUCAGCCCUGCUGUUGCAAAUGAAGAGAGAAGUUCUUUCUAUAGAGUCAAUUCACAACAAAUCUGAGUUAGGAUGGAGGUGUUAGAUUGGGUUAAGGUGACAAAAUGCUUCAUACUACACCAGCUGAUGAUCUAAAAAGUAUGUCUGGACUUUAGAGGAGGGUUAAAGCUGUGAUUCAAAGAAAAGAGAUAAGGAGUUUAGGGUUAGUUUCCAUGGUGAUUUAGCCAGAUAGCAUCAUGACCCUGAAAACUCUGGUUUCAGACCCAUCCUCCCCUUCAUGAGACACUCCUCUCAGGAGUCUCAUCUUGUCACAAAGCUGAUAAGUAUUUCAAUCUGUAUAAUUUAACCCUAGAAACACGAGGAUGAACUCUUAGCAGUUACAGAGUUUCUAAACGAACCCUAACAACUGGAUCAGUCACUUUGUCACCAAACUGAUUCUAUAAGCAGGUCUGUGUGAAGAGGAGUGUGUUAUUUUCGUCUCUGGUGUGACCGUGCCUUUAACAGACCAUGAAAUGAGUUCAAAUUUUAAGUUUUAUUUAUAAUUUAGGUCAGAAAUCUGCUUUUUCUGGUGAUAAGAGAAGCAACAUUUUAUGCAGGAGGGAUGACAUCCCUGUGAAAAGAUGAAACAGCAUCUGUGAAGAAACACGAAGUCGGUCUCCUCGGCUGUAUUCAGUUAGCAGCAGGUGUUAGCGAGCUGAUUCACGGCUGCAUCAGAGCGUGUCGACAGGCCGUCCUCACCUGGAAAUAAUGACUCUCUGCUGUCUCAUUUAAAACGGGGGAAGGAAACUACAACACGAGCAGACAGAGCAGAGAGACGGAGCAGCUUCAUAAAACAGCAGCUCACAGAGUCAUCCUCAAAAAUACAUGAACCAGGAAAAAACACACAAAUUAGACAACCACCUGAAGGAAUAUUUAACAUGAAUUUAUUCAUAAACAUAUCAGUUUUGGGUUGAGGUGCUUCACAUCCUGAAAACAAACAUUUCAUCCAGGAUGCAAAAUUCCUUUUUUUCUAUUUCAGAGUUUUACUCUCCUGAAAUUAAUUAUCUUAAGCCUAAAAAAAUCAUUUACUCUUACAGUUAUGCCCUCUGUCGAUGAAGUGAAACAGUAAAAGUAACUGAGAGAUCCUAAUCAAAUAAAUAAGUCAAUAAAUCAACAUCUGAUAUAGAGAAAUGUUUUUAAAAAUCAACAUCAGCCUAAAAAGCAGUGAUAUUUUAUUGUAUCUUUUAAUUUCACGUACAUGCUUCAUAUUUAAAGGAGCAAAAUAAAAGUUAGUUCUUUUAUUUUGCAGGAAAAAUCCAGACUCUUAUAUAGGCUUCCUCAUGAAACAAAAGCUUUAUUUUAGUCAUUAAAAAGGAAGUUACAAAACUAGAAAAUAUUAAAUUAAAAGUAGAACAAAAAAAUGAAGAAAAUCUGCUUUAAUAAGUCUGAAAAACAUGGUUUUUUUAAGUACAUGUGGGAAAAAACCCACAAAUGUGCACAGGACGGUUAUUUGUUGUCUCAUUAAAAAAAAGACACUAUAUUUUAAAUUUAUUAAAAGUAGAACCUGUAUGAAAAAAUUACUCGGAUGAUUUUCCUGUUGUGAAAAUGAUUCAGAAAUAAUUGAUAAAAUGACUCCUGACGGAUUUUUCACAGCGAGGUUUUAUUUAUGUAUCAAUCCAAAGAAACACUCACAGUUUUCUCCGUCAUGACAGCAGCGUUCUGAUGCAGGAGCAGUUUGACGCAGUUUGUGACAAUUUCUGAUUCGCUGUGUGAACAAACGGACGUUCAAAGACCUGCUUCAGCUGGUUGUGCUCACUCUUUAACUCCCUAUUCAGACACAGAUGAUCCGCUCUGACUCCACGUUUAUCAUCAGUGUCAAAAAGUGGAUUUUUAUUUGACUUUUAAAGGCAGUGAAAAAAACACUCUUUAUCUUAGUGAUUUCCUUCAGUGUUGCUGAAUCCAGAUCUUUGUUAUGUUCGAAUGUUGAUCUCCAUCAGUGUCCGCACAGUCCUGACUCACCGCUGAGAAGAACUUGUUUUACUCUUUGUAAAGACCUUUUUUUUCUUUUGUAUGCCGUCACAUGAACGUCACUGAAUGAGAUUGUGUUUGGAUGAUUUUUAAGUGCAAUAUAUUUAUUUUGCUCUCUGGAAGUAAUGUGUAAUGUACCAUGUGGCAUUUAAAAAUAGUAUUUGUAAACCUUGAGAAAUAUAUAUAUCAUCACCUAAACUCUGAGUUUUUUUCUCUCUCUCUCUCUCUAUGGAAAUGUGUACAGUUUUCUUUUUUAUUUCUAAGAACUGCAUUGGAAGAAAUAAAGUCAUUGAAACAGUUUGACACCACGAGGGAAACCGACGUCUGAUGAGUGGGUGAAGACAUUCAUUGAG
Xyrichtys novacula (pearly razorfish) is the source of this 13346-nucleotide messenger RNA. The record is from the annotation of a GenBank genome assembly. NCBI's taxonomy places the organism in Eukaryota, Metazoa, Chordata, Actinopteri, Labriformes, Labridae.